AUGUCUGCUGAAGGCACAGCUACUCCCACAGAUUCCCGUUCGGGGACUAUGGCGCCUGAAUCAGUCAUUCCUUCGUCGCCACUUACGGACCCGUCGGAGGCUGAAGACUCGAAGUCAUCUCACGACAAGGAUGAUGGAACCCAGGCAGAGCUGGCCGAUUCAGAAGAUGUCGAGGGGAUGGACAGCAAGGCCAAGGCCUUGAUGCACUUGUUGAAGACCAGCUCAGUCUUUGUCGCUAUCAUGUCAGAUAAAAUGAAAAAACAACAAGAAGACGCACGCUUGGCGGCGAUCAAGCACCACGAACAAACUGUUGCGAGUCAAAAGAAAACAAAGAGUCCCCCUGAACCUGCUCGCAGAACCACUCGAACUCGGCAAAACCAAGAUGCGACAAAGGAUAAGGAGAACAAGACAACCGGCGGGCAAGACGUCAAUGAAAAGCCCCAAGCAGCGACCAGAGGUCGGCCUAGGCGGGCAGCCGCCGCCAAUGGCAACUCUAUUUCCAGUUACUUUAAAAAAGCUGAUGUCGAAGUAACCGAAGACAAUCACUCGGUGCAGCAAGCCCUUGAGCAGGCCGCAGAUGACUACGAAGCGCACCCCACAGCUCUUGGUGAGCAGGACUUGGUCGCGACACAGCAGCCAGCUCUUGUGAGUGGUGGCAAAAUGAGAACAUACCAGCUGGAGGGCCUCGAAUGGCUCAAGACCUUAUGGAUGAAUGGGCUUUGCGGUAUUCUUGCCGAUGAGAUGGGCCUUGGAAAGACUGUUCAAGCUAUCUCCAUGAUUGCUUUCCUGAAAGAAAAGAAUGUCUCGGGCCCGUUCCUAAUUUCAGCACCGCUGAGUACGGUGAGCAAUUGGGUGGAUGAAUUCGCCCGAUGGACACCGGGAAUUAAAACGGUGUUGUAUCACGGGUCAAAAGAUGAGCGAGCUGCCAUGCGAAACAAGUUCAUGAAGAUGAAAAACCAGGGAGACAUGGACUUCCCGGUGGUCUGUACAUCUUACGAGAUUUGCAUGAAUGAUCGAAAGUUCCUGGCUCAGUAUCAAUGGCGUUAUAUUGUUGUUGAUGAGGGCCACCGACUGAAGAACAUGAAUUGCAAACUUAUCAAAGAGCUUUUGACCUACAACUCGGCCAAUCGUCUGUUAAUCACCGGAACACCUCUCCAGAAUAACAUCUCAGAGUUGUGGUCUCUUCUACAUUUCCUGCUUCCUGAAGUUUUCAAUGAUCUCAACUCGUUUGAGGGCUGGUUUGAUUUUUCGUCUGUCCUGGAUAACAAGGGUCAAGCAGAGCUGGUUGAAAAACGAAAACGCAAUUUGGUUACCAGCAUGCACGCGAUCCUCAAGCCCUUCCUUCUUCGACGCCUGAAGACAGAUGUUGAACACACUCUUCCCAAGAAGCGGGAGUAUAUCUUGUACGCCCCUCUGACACCUGAGCAGAAAGAUCUCUACCGAGAGAUCAUCAACGGCACAGGACGCGAAUACCUUGAGGGAAAGGCUCUGGAACGUCUGGAGCGCAAGAGUGGAAGUUCUACGCGCUCCCAAAUUAUGAAGCGCAAACGGAAUGGCGGCGAUGAUACAACGCCGGUCAAGAGUGCCAAAUCUAGUGGGACGUCCACUCCGGCCAGUAAUGGAAAUAACUCCAGUCGCCCUCGCCGACGCAACACGCGUCAAACUUACAAUGAUCAAAGUGAAGGAGAGUUUGAUGAACACCUCCGCAAACUCGAGCUGGGAAUUGAAGAAGAAGAAGAGAAGAUCGAGCCCAGCGAUGCCGAGCGUGAAGAGUUGGAAAGAGCUGAGAAUCUGAAGCUUGCCAAGAAAGAGAUUGGACAAAAGAAGAUGCAAAACCCGGUCCUCCAGGCUCGCCUUGCCUGCAACUCUCCGCACAAUUUCUACUGGCCCUGGAUGGGCGAGUCCGAUUCUGUAGACGAAACCCUCGUUUCUGCCUCUGGAAAGAUGUUGUUGUUGGACCGCUUGGUCUCGUGUUUACUUGAGAGAGGCCAUAAGAUUCUCAUUUUCUCUCAAUUUAAAACUCAACUUGAUAUCAUUCAAGAGUGGGCAACAACACUCCGCUCCUGGGAGUGUUGCCGAAUCGACGGCGCUAUUGCGCAGUCAGAUCGCCAGGCUCAGAUCAAAGAUUUCAAUACUAAGAAGAGCCACAAGAUCUUCCUCCUGAGCACCCGAGCUGGUGGUCAAGGAAUCAAUCUCACCGCUGCCGACACCGUCAUUAUCUUCGACUCAGACUGGAAUCCGCAACAAGAUCUACAGGCCCAGGAUCGAGCUCACCGCAUUGGCCAGACCAGGCCAGUGAUUAUCUACAGAUUGGCGACAAAGGGUACCGUUGAACAGACACUCCUCGAGAAAGCAGAUUCCAAACGCCGUCUUGAACGUCUGGUGAUCCAAAAAGGCAAAUUCCGAUCUUUACUCGACCCCAGUGCGAAUUCCCAAGACAUUGAUGAAUUGCGCAAGGUGCUUGGCGAGAACGAGUUCGAGCGGUUCGAGGUUGGCGUUGACCCUGCGUCGAUCUUAUCCAACGAAGAUCUCGAUAUCUUAACCGAUCGCUCGGAAGAGGCCUAUCUCCGUGCUGAGAAAGGUCUGGAUCAGAAAGGGGCUGCGUUUAUCGCAGUUGAAACGAAGCGCGAUCCUGGUGAGAGUAUUCUCUCUUGA
Molecule: messenger RNA, 2655 nt
Organism: Penicillium vulpinum
Lineage: Eukaryota; Fungi; Ascomycota; Eurotiomycetes; Eurotiales; Aspergillaceae
Product: putative SNF2 family helicase/ATPase PasG
Exons: 4
Coding region: 1-2655 (884 amino acids)
Biological process (GO): pericentric heterochromatin formation; negative regulation of gene expression via chromosomal CpG island methylation; DNA methylation-dependent constitutive heterochromatin formation
Cellular component (GO): nucleus; pericentric heterochromatin
Molecular function (GO): ATP binding; ATP-dependent chromatin remodeler activity; chromatin binding
Source: RefSeq, a predicted model, not a curated record